AUGGCGUCGCUGAGCUGUCUGGCGUCGGCGCUGGAGUCGUACAGGGGUCGGGACCGCCUGAUCCGGACGCUGGGUUACUGCUGCCAACUGGUCGGCGGGAUCCUGGUGGAACAGUGCCCAGCACAGUCAGACGUGGGGAUGCGCCUCCUGGCGCUGUCCACCCAGCUCAGCCACUGUAGGACUGUUCUGCGACUCUUUGAUGACCUGGCCAUGUUCGCCUACACUAAGCAGUAUGGCUUGGGGGCAGAGGAGGAGGAUGUCUUUGUCCGCUGGGUGUCUGUUCUGGGCAACCUGGCCGACCAGCUCUACUACCCCUGCGAGCAUGUCGCCUGGGCCGCUGAUGCCAAGAUCCUCCACGUGGACGCUGCCCGCUGGUGGGCCCUGAGCACAGCUCUCUGGGGCCUCUCCCUGCUCCUGGGUAUUGCCAGGUCCCUGCGGAUGCUGCUGAAGCUGAGGCAGAAGCUGCAGAACCCUGCGGCGGCCUUUCCCGGGAAGCUGCCCAGAAGCAGGCGGAAGGCCCUGGAGACACAGAUGUGGUCGGAGACACUGACCCUGAUCAGCAACCUGGCUGACCUGGCCAACGCCGUGCACUGGCUGCCCCCCGGGGUGCUGUGGGCUGGGUGCUUCCCCUCAUGGCUGGUGGGCCUCCUGGGCACUGUGUCCUCUGUCCUCAGCAUGUACCAGGCUGUCCAGACCCACAACAGCCAGGCCGACGCCACCAGUCCCUGA
Molecule: messenger RNA, 729 nt
Organism: Orycteropus afer afer
Lineage: Eukaryota; Metazoa; Chordata; Mammalia; Tubulidentata; Orycteropodidae
Gene: PEX11G
Product: peroxisomal biogenesis factor 11 gamma
Exons: 6
Coding region: 1-729 (242 amino acids)
Biological process (GO): peroxisome fission
Cellular component (GO): peroxisomal membrane
Source: RefSeq, a predicted model, not a curated record